Effrenium voratum is the source of this 1350-nucleotide messenger RNA. Lineage: Eukaryota; Dinophyceae; Suessiales; Symbiodiniaceae. The record is from the annotation of a GenBank genome assembly.
CAUUUUUUUGGAUUCCUGACCUGCGGUUUAGGGUGCCAAGAGUCCUGUGGCCCAUGAACGCGGCUCUUCUUUUUUGGCUUUGUGCCUCUGAAGUGUUAAGCGAAGAAGCGGUGAAGGUGACAUUUGUCAACAAAGCAUCGCAAGAUUUGCACGUGUACUGGAUAAAUCACGAAGGUGUGGCAGAACUCAAAGAUGUGAUAAGGCCGAAUUCCACUAGCCUCCACUCGACGUUUUCUGGUCAUGCCUUCCAAAUCCACCCAGCAGAGGCAACACACGAGCCGUCGAUACUCAAGAUGGCAAGUGGUGGCGAAAUUCAGUGUUAUGAAGAGGCUGGAUUCAGGUGUUUGCCUCAGUGGCAACCUGCUGCAGCUGAAACCCGGUACACUGGGCCUCGAUGGGAUGGCAUCGUUGCAGAGGUUCUUGGAGAUUGCUUCGACAGCCUGAAGGACCAUCCAGGCGACGCAGCUCAUUUUUGCAAUCACGAUCCUACAAGGUGGCAUCGAUCACAAUGCAAGUUCGACUUUACUCCAGAGGAGUUCCAACGUGAACAGCAGCAACACAUAGACGAAGGGCGUGAAAUCAUAUUGUCGCAGCCACCACAGUUUGUGAACUUUACACAAUCUGGAUAUGAGGCCAGAGAUCUUGAACAAGUUCUAGGAACGGACCUGCUUGGUGAAGUGAGAAAUUUUUGGCUCGGCAAUCGCUUGCGGGGCUCGGUUCCAGAAAACAACGCCAAGCUUGAUUUAGCUUUAUCCAGCUGUGAAUCCAAUUCCUGGCUGCUUCCUCUUCCAGAUGAGAUGAAGCUUCGCGUUUUCAAUGCCGUGCAGCCACAUCUCGCUGGCUGGAUUGGCAUGUCUGGCGACGAUUUGGAGCCUACUGCAAUGUAUGGCGUGCGCAUGUACCGCAAUGGCUCGGUGCUGAACUUGCAUGUGGACAAGCCCCAUACACAUGCGGUGUCGGCCAUUCUGGAGAUUGGCCACUUGGGCUUUGGACAUCCGGACUCAGAAUUUGAACAGCAAGAGCCAUCCUGGCCACUAAGAAUACUGAAUCACAAGGGCGAAGAGAAGCUGGUUCCCAACAGAGCCGGCCAGGCUAUUUUCUACGAAUCUGCUACGUGCCCUCACGGGCGACCUUCUGUCUUGCAUAGCAGGGAGUUUGCCAAUGUUUUUGUGCACUUUCGGCCCAAGGGCUGGCCUGGAGAUUUCAUGGCACAUUGACCCCUGAGCCGAGCAGCUUGGCUUGGCAGGUUCAGCUCCGGUACAGCUCAGAUUGCUGCUCUAGGCACCAGCUUGCGCUGCUGAGCGAAGGUCAUUCAUCGGUUCAAAAAGCUAAGGCCUGACCGGUAUGUUU